AUAACAACAACAGACCCAGUGUAUUCCCACAAAGUGAGAUCUCGGGAGGGUAAACCACUACCUUCGAAGAAGCAGAGAGGCUGUUUACGAUAGACCCUCGGCUCAGAAUAGUACACAAGGUCGUAGUGAAACAUGAUGCAGGAUAGAAAAAUCUUUAAUUAUAAAUUUAAAUGAUAUAAGACCACAAGAAUCAAAAGUGUUCUUUAUUUUCUUAAACUUCGGGUCAAAAUCAAAACUGAAGAAACAAAUUGAAAUCGAGUGAAGUAUCAUUUUAUAUUAUCAGUUGUUAUGCUAGGCUGGAUCUUUCCAAUCUUUUUUUGUUUGAAACCAAUCAUUCAUAAGAAGAAAAUAAUAUCAAUCUCUCCACCAGCAGCCCCACUUCAAUACUCUUCACACUCCAUGUAACUGCUAUAGUCACUCUGCUUAGCUCUAUUUUAUUUUCCUAUAUAUAUUACCUGAAGUUUCUCAUUGCUUGUUCAUCCAUUCCCUUUGUUAAUGCAGUCCAAGGGAAUGAGUGUAAAAACACACAAAAUAAUCAAAAUGUCUAAAUACCUAGUUCUAGUUUUUGUACUUCUGUGCCUAUGCAACAUGUCUGUGGCAAUGGAGAUUAAGAAAACUUACAUCAUUCAUAUGGCUAAAUCCCAAAUGCCAGCAACCUUUGAUGAUCAUACUCACUGGUAUGACUCGUCCCUCAAAUCAGUCUCCGAAUCAGCAGAGAUGCUGUAUGUUUAUAAAAAUGUUGUCAAUGGUUUUUCAGCAAGGCUUACAGCUCAAGAAGCUGAAUCCUUGGAGUCCCAACCUGGGAUUCUCUCUGUUUUGCCUGAGUUGAAAUAUGAACUUCAUACUACUCGAACGCCUUCUUUUCUCGGUCUUGAAAAAAGUGCUGAUUUCUUCCCUGAAUCGGAUGCUAUGGGUGAUGUUAUCGUUGGAGUACUCGAUACAGGAGUGUGGCCGGAAAGAAAGAGCUUUGACGACACUGGCUUUGGACCUAUUCCUGCUUCGUGGAAAGGUCAGUGUGAGUCAGGCACCAAUUUCAGUUCCGCCAAGUGUAACAGAAAGCUUGUUGGAGCGAGGUACUUUUCUAGGGGUUAUGAGACUACUCUCGGUCCAAUUGAUGAAUCAGAAGAGUCCAAAUCUCCGAGGGACGAUGAUGGACAUGGAACACACACUGCUUCUACAGCAGCAGGUUCAAUCGUUCAGGGCGCUAACCUUCUUGGUUAUGCUUCUGGAACUGCCCGUGGAAUGGCUAACCGUGCCAGAGUUGCCGUGUACAAAGUUUGCUGGGAGGGGGGAUGUUUCAGCUCCGACAUAUUAGCAGCUAUGGACAAAGCAAUUGAUGAUAACGUUGAUGUGCUUUCGUUAUCACUUGGUGGAGGCACAUCGGAUUACUACAAAGACAGCGUUGCAAUAGGAGCAUUUGCUGCUAUGGAGAAGGGUAUUUUGGUUUCUUGCUCUGCUGGAAAUGGAGGUCCUGGUCCAUUCAGUUUGUCCAACGUUGCACCUUGGAUCACCACCGUCGGUGCUGGAACGUUAGACCGUGAUUUUCCAGCUUAUGUAAGCCUUGGCAAUGGUAAAAACUUCUCUGGAGUUUCACUGUACGCGGGUGAUUCAUUACCUAAUAAGAUGCUUCCCUUUGUGUAUGCUGGUAAUGCUAGCAACGUAACCAAUGGAAAUCUCUGUAUGACGGGUACCUUAAUUCCUGAGAAAGUUAAAGGCAAAAUUGUGCUAUGUGACAGAGGGAUUAAUGCUAGAGUCCAAAAGGGCUCUGUGGUAAAAGCAGCUGGUGGAGCCGGCAUGAUUUUGGCUAACACCGACGCAAAUGGGGAGGAGCUAGUGGCUGACGCCCAUUUACUUCCAGCGACGGCGGUGGGUCAGAAAACAGGCGACGCAAUCAAGAAGUAUUUAACCUCAGAUCCUAAUCCAACGGCCACGAUUCUUUUUGGAGGAACAAAGGUAGGAGUCGAACCGUCACCGGUAGUUGCAGCGUUCAGUUCCAGAGGCCCAAAUUCAAUCACCCCGGAGAUACUUAAACCGGAUAUCAUCGCGCCCGGUGUUAACAUUUUAGCAGGUUGGACCGGAGCAGUCGGUCCGACCGGGUUGGAAGAGGACGAUAGACGGGUCGAGUUCAACAUUAUCUCGGGCACAUCCAUGUCGUGUCCACACGUGAGCGGCUUAGCGGCUUUGCUUAAAGGAGCUCACCCUGAAUGGAGCCCUGCCGCCAUUCGUUCCGCGCUCAUGACCACCGCUUACACUGCCUACAAAAACGGCGAAGCACUACUAGACAUCGCCACUGGAAAACCAUCUACACCGUUCGAUCACGGUGCCGGGCACGUGGAUCCCAUUUCUGCAGCCAAUCCAGGACUGAUUUAUGACAUAAACGCAGAUGACUACCUCAAUUUCAUCUGCGCAUUGAAAUACACUCCAUCACAAAUCAACACCUUAGCAAGAAGAAACUUCACAUGUGAUUCAAGCAAAAAGUACAGCGUCGCAGAUCUGAAUUACCCUUCAUUUGCUGUUUCAUUCCCGGCAGCAGGAAGUGACGGUUCAAAUACAAUCAAAUACAGCCGGACGCUGACAAAUGUUGGACCGGCUGGAACAUACAAAGUUACUGUUUCUUCGACAAGUAGUUCGGUGAAGAUUAUAGUUGAGCCCGAAACAUUGAGUUUCACUCGGAUGAAUGAGAAGAAAUCGUAUACAGUUUCUUUCACAGCUCCAUCGAUGUCCUCAACUACGAAUGUAUUCGGUAGAAUUGAGUGGUCAGACGGGAAGCAUGUGGUUAGUAGUCCAGUGGCAAUUUCUCAGACAUGAAUUGUAUGAAGACAUAGCCAUAGCUGCUGUUUAUUUAAUGUAAGUUCAUGUUUUUCUGCUUUUAAGUUUCAUUUCAGCACAAAAGUUGGAAGCUGGCUCCAAAUGUAUUUAUGGAUAACAUGAAAAAAACAUUUGCCUCUA
Capsicum annuum is the source of this 2949-nucleotide messenger RNA. Its product is annotated as subtilisin-like protease SBT1.7. Gene Ontology annotation, molecular function: serine-type endopeptidase activity. The coding region runs from base 496 to 2808 and encodes 770 amino acids. The transcript has a single exon. Lineage: Eukaryota; Viridiplantae; Streptophyta; Magnoliopsida; Solanales; Solanaceae. The record is from RefSeq and is a predicted model, not a curated record. Gene Ontology annotation, biological process: proteolysis.